AAGAGGAAAUUCCCCGAUUCCCCUUUUUAGCUCAGAGAGAGAAAUAAACAAAAAUAAAUAAAAAAUAUUCUAUUUGGGAAAACCAGCGACGACUUUUGGGAUUAUUAUUUUUUUGAUUGUUCGUUCCAUUCACGAAUUGCGUUAGGGUUUCGUAAUUUUGCACCCUUCCGAACAAUCGUUGGGGUGCUUUUUCGAUCAAAUUUCGUAGAAAGUUUUCAUCUUUUUCGUUUCGGAGUUUUGGGAAGUUGAAUUGAGAAUCGAUUUUGGUGUUCCUUUGAAGAAGGUUGAGAAAGAGAGAGAGAGUAGGGGGAAAAUAUGAUGGCUGCUUCUUCUUCUUCAGCUACUGUCGCAGUGGAGAAGGCGACCAGCGACCUUCUUAUGGGCCCUGAUUGGACCAUGAACAUCGAAAUUUGUGAUUCCAUCAAUUCUAAUCAUUGGCAGCCAAAAGAUGUGGUAAAAGCUGUGAAGAAGAGAUUACAACAUAGGAGCUCUAGAGUUCAAUUACUUGCUCUCACGCUUCUGGAGACAAUGGUAAAGAACUGUGGUGAUUAUGUGCACUUUCAAAUUGCUGAGAGGAACAUACUGGAGGAGAUGAUCAAAAUCGUAAGGAAGAAGGCAGAUAUGCAAGUGAGGGAUAAAAUUUUGAUAUUGCUGGACUCUUGGCAAGAGGCAUUUGGGGGACCAGGUGGUAAACAUCCUCAGUACUAUUGGGCAUAUGAGGAGUUAAAGCGAUCUGGAGUAGUUUUCCCAAAGCGUUCACCAGAUGCAGCUCCAAUAUUUACUCCUCCUCCUACCCAUCCAAAUUUAAGAAAUAUGCAAGCUGGAUAUGGGAUGCCAAGCAAUUCAUCAAAAACACUUGAUGAAACCAUGGCAACAGAGAUAGAAAGUCUAAGUUUGUCAAGCUUGGAGUCCAUGCGUCACGUUUUGGACCUUUUGAGUGACAUGUUACAAGCUGUGAAUCCCGGUGAUCAUGCAGCUGUAAAAGACGAAGUUAUUAUUGAUCUUGUUGACCGCUGUCGCACAAACCAGAAAAAAUUGAUGCAGAUGCUAACAACUACUGGGGAUGAGGAGCUUCUUGGACGAGGCCUCGAAUUAAAUGAUAGUAUUCAAAGUUUGCUUGCAAGGCAUGAUGCAAUUGCUUCUGGUACUCCGUUUUCAAUUCAAGGAGCAAGUUCCAGUACUGUGUCAACUGAAGUUCACUCUAGUGUUGAUCAAUCCACUGUAAAGAGCUCCAGCCCUGGAGAGUCUUCUUCAACACCUAAAGCUAGCCCUUCAGCCAUAGUCUUUUCUGAAUCCAAGAGCCAGAGUGAUGAAGAGGAAGAAGAUGAAUUUGCGCAGUUAGCUCGGAGGCAUUCUAAGGCACAAUCAGUGACUUCAAAAGAUGCUACAACUGGAUCCAGUGAAACUUCAGGGUCAAUGAAAAGUGGCAGCACAGCUCCACAUGUGCCAAACCCCUCAACCUCAGUCCCAUCCAAUGCCUUAGUUCUUUCCAACCCACCUGAACCAGUUAGUACCACAAAGGAUCAGGACAUUAUUGACUUACUCAGUAUCACUUUGUCAAUGUCACCAUCUCCACAGACAAGUUAUGCACCACCUCCACAGACAAGUUAUGCACCACCUCCACAGACAACAUAUGCACCUUCAGCAUCUAGCCAAGGCAUGCAUCAGACACCUGCUCCAUCCAGAACAGAAGGGUUUUCUUAUGCUUCCCAAACAUAUCCGGGAAACUUGUCAUACAACAGUUAUGUUGUUCCUUGGGCUCAAUCUCAAUCGAAGUCGGAUCUUCAAACCCAGCCUCAGCAACAGACAUAUCAAUCCCAAUCCCAACCCCCAACCCCAACCUCAACUCGACAAUUACAUCCGCAUUAUGAAUCUGAACAAGCUCAUCAUCAUCAACCGACCCAACAGGUAAGGUCCCAGCCCCAGUCCGAACAAUUGCAAUCACAACCCCUGCCACAAUCCCCACGUGUAUUGCAACAACCUCAAAAUCCUCAAUAUAGCCCUCCUCAACAACAAUCACAACCUCAAUAUAGCCCUCCUCAACAACAUAUGCAACCUCAUAAUGAACCGCAACCACUACAGUAUCAGCCCCAGCACCAAACGCUGCAAUCUCAGCCUCAGCCCCAACCCGGACACAUUCAACAACCUCAACCGCAGCCACAAUUUCAGAAUCAACAUUUUCAAUACCCUGCAAGAUAUCCUCCCCCACCAUGGGCCGCUACACCUGGAUAUGCCAACUAUCAAAACCACUCACCUGCUACAAACAUGAUCUCAGCUCCUCCAGCCAACACUGCGACAUCUUAUUCAUCUGCACCCGGGGUUAGGCCCGUGCAACACAAUAACUCAUUCCAUUCCAGAGGUACUGGUGGAACUCCUGCAAGUGCAACUGGACAAAAGCCUUUUGUUCCGUCGUACAGGUUAUUUGAAGAUUUGAACGUUUUUGGAAACACGGAUGGAAGGGUAAAGAUGACCAGUAGUGGCUCGUCAUCCAGCUUGUCAGGGUCAAUGGGACCUGGUAUGGUUGGGGGGCGUAAGUGAAGGGCUUUUAUUCAUGUGUAAAAAGAUGUGUUGAUAUACUGUGUAUAAAAUGGGACCAGCAGUAUUGUUAACUUCUCAUUUGCAGGUUAUGUAAGUUCUUUAGAUUUGAUACAAGUGACUCCUCCCUAUUUUAUGAGUAGAUCAUAAAGUCAUUUCUUAUUAGUUUGAGUGUUACCUCAAACGAGACUAUGAACAUUCUUUGAUGCAA
This is a messenger RNA of Glycine soja, 2746 nucleotides long. Its product is annotated as TOM1-like protein 6. Gene Ontology annotation, biological process: protein transport to vacuole involved in ubiquitin-dependent protein catabolic process via the multivesicular body sorting pathway. The record is from RefSeq and is a predicted model, not a curated record. Bases 316 to 2538 code for a protein of 740 amino acids. The transcript has 9 exons. NCBI's taxonomy places the organism in Eukaryota, Viridiplantae, Streptophyta, Magnoliopsida, Fabales, Fabaceae. Gene Ontology annotation, molecular function: phosphatidylinositol binding; ubiquitin binding.